This is a messenger RNA of Recurvomyces mirabilis, 342 nucleotides long. It is a transcript of the gene SPT4, whose product is annotated as transcription elongation factor spt4. Lineage: Eukaryota; Fungi; Ascomycota; Dothideomycetes; Mycosphaerellales; Teratosphaeriaceae. The record is from RefSeq and is a predicted model, not a curated record. Gene Ontology annotation, cellular component: nucleus; DSIF complex. The transcript has 3 exons. The coding region runs from base 1 to 342 and encodes 113 amino acids. Gene Ontology annotation, molecular function: zinc ion binding; RNA polymerase II complex binding. Gene Ontology annotation, biological process: regulation of transcription elongation by RNA polymerase II; transcription elongation-coupled chromatin remodeling.
AUGGCUCUCCGCGCACUGCGCGCCUGCAUGGUGUGCUCAAUCGUGCAGCCACAAUCGAAAUUCAGUCGCGAGGGCUGUCCCAACUGUGAAGAGUUCCUCGAGCUACGCGGUAAUCAAGACAGUAUCGGCGAGGCAACUAGCCAGGUAUUCGAGGGUCUCAUCACGCUCUCCGAUCCACUAGGAAGCUGGGUGGCGAAAUGGCAGAGACUACAGGAUUAUGUUCCUGGUACCUACGCGAUCAAGGUGGUUGGUGUGCUACCGGAUGACUAUGUCUCUGCAGCGGAGAACGCUGGCGUGAAGUAUAUCCCACGUGACGGUAGCAAUAUCGAAGACGAGGCAUGA